Symphalangus syndactylus (siamang) is the source of this 2743-nucleotide messenger RNA. It is a transcript of the gene APH1A, whose product is annotated as aph-1A gamma-secretase subunit. Gene Ontology annotation, cellular component: membrane. Gene Ontology annotation, biological process: protein processing; positive regulation of catalytic activity. NCBI's taxonomy places the organism in Eukaryota, Metazoa, Chordata, Mammalia, Primates, Hylobatidae. The record is from RefSeq and is a predicted model, not a curated record.
GAAGGCGUGCCCCUCCGGACGUGGGACCCCCGGUUCCGUCUUAGGAAGUAACUCAUUUGCCCCCUCUUUGAACACCUCCGCUCACGAGCGCAGCACGUGGAAACCAUCAGUGAUUUGUGUCUGCAACGUGUGUGAGAGAAUGGAGGCUUCUCGGGCCCGGCGUCCUGAAUUAUAUGAUUCCAAGCACGGGGAACAGAACGGGAGACAAGGUCUGUUGCUCAGCCUGGUCUGGAACUCCUGAGUUCAAGCGAUCCUCCCACCUCAGCAUCCCAAAGUGCCGGGAUUAUAGGGAUGAGCCACCAUGCCUGAAUCUCUUCCUUCAGUGGCUGAUGAUUGACCAGGCUGGAAACACUAGCUAGAGAUACUGAUUCAAACAGGAUCUACCCCCUCUGCAGCCCUUCAAGAAGAGGUAUGAUUGCUACCACUUUUCCCCACAAAGUGACGAAAGGAAACAGCGACGGAGGCGCAACCGAACCCAGGAAUCGGUGUCUCGACUGGUCCAUUCCCGGCCCACCCCCAUUAACCGGCUCGAGCCACUCCCAGGACGAAGUCAAGGCCUCGGAAGGCGACUACAACUCCCAGCAGGUCGAGCAGCUCCGCCCGCGCUGAUUCUCCAUUGGACUUCCGGGGGUGGGGAUUAGAUGGGAGGUGGCCGUGGGGCUGCGGCCGGGAUUUGUCCCCUCUUCGGCUUCCGUAGAGGAAGUGGCGCGGACCUUCAUUUGGGGUUUCGGUUCCCCCCCUUCCCCUUCCCUGGGGUCUGGGGGUGACAUUGCACCGCGCCCCUCGUGGGGUCGCGUUGCCACCCCACGCGGACUCCCCAGCUGGCGCGCCACUCCCAUUUGCCUGUCCUGGUCAGGCCCCCACCCCGCUCCCACCUGACCAGCCAUGGGGGCUGCGGUGUUUUUCGGCUGCACUUUCGUGGCGUUCGGCCCGGCCUUUGCGCUUUUCUUGAUCACUGUGGCUGGGGACCCCCUUCGCGUUAUCAUCCUGGUCGCAGGGGCAUUUUUCUGGCUGGUCUCCCUGCUCCUGGCCUCUGUGGUCUGGUUCAUCUUGGUCCAUGUGACCGACCGGUCAGAUGCCCGGCUCCAGUACGGCCUCCUGAUUUUUGGUGCUGCUGUCUCUGUCCUUCUACAGGAGGUGUUCCGCUUUGCCUACUACAAGCUGCUUAAGAAGGCAGAUGAGGGGUUAGCAUCGCUGAGUGAGGACGGAAGAUCACCCAUCUCCAUCCGCCAGAUGGCCUAUGUUUCUGGUCUCUCCUUCGGUAUCAUCAGUGGUGUCUUCUCUGUUAUCAAUAUUUUGGCUGAUGCACUUGGGCCAGGUGUGGUUGGGAUCCAUGGAGACUCACCCUAUUACUUCCUGACUUCAGCCUUUCUGACAGCAGCCAUUAUCCUGCUCCAUACCUUUUGGGGAGUUGUGUUCUUUGAUGCCUGUGAGAGGAGACGGUACUGGGCUUUGGGCCUGGUGGUUGGGAGUCACCUACUGACAUCGGGACUGACAUUCCUGAACCCCUGGUAUGAGGCCAGCCUGCUGCCCAUCUAUGCAGUCACUGUUUCCAUGGGGCUCUGGGCCUUCAUCACAGCUGGAGGGUCCCUCCGAAGUAUUCAGCGCAGCCUCUUGUGUAAGGACUGACUACCUGGACUGAUCGCCUGACAGAUCCCACCUGCCUGUCCACUGCCCAUGACUGAGCCCAGCCCCAGCCAGGGUCCAUUGCACACAUUCUCUGCCUCCUUCUCGUCGGUCUACCCCACCACCUCCAGGGUUUUGCUUUGUCCUUUUGUGACCGUUAGUCUCUAAGCUUUACCAGGAGCAGCCUGGGUUUAGCCAGUCAGUGACUGGUGGGUUUGAAUCUGCACUUAUCCCCACCACCUGGGGACCCCCUUGUUGUCCAGGACUCCCCCUGUGUCAGUGCUCUGCUCUCACCCUGCCCAAGACUCACCUCCCUUCCCCUCUGCAGGCCGACGGCAGGAGGACAGUCGGGUGAUGGUGUAUUCUGCCCUGCGCAUCCCACCCGAGGACUGAGGGAACCUAGGGGGGACCCCUGGGCCUGGAGUGCCCUCGUGAUGUCCUCGCCCUGUAUUUCUCCAUCUCCAGUUCUGGACAGUGCAGGUUGCCAAGAAAAGGGACCUAGUUUAGCCAUUGCCCUGGAGAUGAAAUUAAUGGAGGCUCAAGGGUAGAUGAGCUCUGAGUUUCUCAGUACUCCCUCCCAAGACUGGACAUCUUGGUCUUUUUCUCAGGCCUGAGGGGAACCAUUUUUGGUGUGAUAAAUACCCUGAACUGCCUUUUUUUCUUUUUUGAGGUCGGGGGAGGGAGGAAUGUUGGAACUCUUCUAACCUCCUUGGGCUGUAUUUUCUCUCCUUGAGUUGCUCCUCAUGGCUGGGCUCAUUUCGGUCCCUUUCUCCUUGGUCCCAGACCUUGGGAGAAAGGAAGGAAGUGCAUGUUUGGGAACUGGCAUUACUGGAACUAAUGGUUUUAACCUCCUUAACCACCAGCAUCCCUCCUCUCCCCAAGGUGAAGUGGAGGGUGCUGUGGUGAGCUGGCCACUCCAGAGCUGCAGUGCCACUGGAGGAGUCAGACUACCAUGACAUUGUAGGGAAGGAGGGGAGAUUUUUUUGUAGUUUUUAAUUGGGGUGUGGGAGGGGUGGGGAGGUUUUCUAUAAACUGUAUCAUUUUCUGCUGAGGGUGGGGUGUCCCAUCCUUUUAAUCAAGGUGAUUGUGAUUUUGACUAAUAAAAAAGAAUUUGUAA